Molecule: messenger RNA, 402 nt
Organism: Paramecium octaurelia
Lineage: Eukaryota; Ciliophora; Oligohymenophorea; Peniculida; Parameciidae
Source: the annotation of a GenBank genome assembly
AUGUAAGUCGUUAACAAAAAGAUUGGAUAGAUUGAAAGUUUGCCAGAAAUUAAAAAAAGUAAGAAUAAGAAUUCAUUUUGUUUAAUGCUCAUAUACUCUCGAUCUUAUAGUUAAUAUUAUUCUCCUUAAAUACAUUUUGGAUAGAUUUAAAUAAAAUAUUUUGGAUUUUUGAUCGAUUAUUAUACAAGAUUUUAUGAAAGAAAAGAUUUUGUUUGUAACACUGUUAAUUAAUAUAAUUCUUUGGGACAUUUAUGCAAUUGUUCAUUUUUCGUAUUUAUGUUCUUGAUUUAGAAAUAGUACUUCUAUCAAUCUGUUACUCUCUAAAAUAACUUUAAAAUCAAAAUUUAUUUUAGCUUAAAUAGAGAAAUUUUAGUGAUUAUGGGAUUUAACUGCAAACUAUGA